Messenger RNA from Gamsiella multidivaricata, 216 nucleotides. Its product is annotated as CCAAT-binding transcription factor (CBF-B/NF-YA) subunit B-domain-containing protein. Gene Ontology annotation, biological process: regulation of transcription by RNA polymerase II. Gene Ontology annotation, cellular component: CCAAT-binding factor complex. The record is from RefSeq and is a predicted model, not a curated record. NCBI's taxonomy places the organism in Eukaryota, Fungi, Mortierellomycota, Mortierellomycetes, Mortierellales, Mortierellaceae. Gene Ontology annotation, molecular function: RNA polymerase II cis-regulatory region sequence-specific DNA binding; DNA-binding transcription factor activity, RNA polymerase II-specific. The annotation marks the transcript as partial. The transcript has 2 exons.
AACGGACAGGAGGAGGAGCCGUUGUAUGUGAAUGCGAAGCAAUAUCAUCGGAUCUUGAAGCGGCGCGCAGCUAGAGCCAAGCUUGAGGAGAUGAACCGAAUGGCCAAGAUUCGCAAGCCAUAUUUACACGAAUCCCGACAUAAACAUGCUAUGCGCCGUCCACGAGGUCCCGGGGGUCGGUUCCUAACUUCCCAUGAAAUCUCUCAACUCGACCGU